AAAAAAUUAUUUGGAAAAUAAUUUUUAAUUUUGAUAAAUUGAAUGGGGCUGAAGAAUGACAACUGGUUACUCUUUGUAUUCAUAUUCGUGCUGACUACUGAUGUUGUGACAGCAGAUAAGACAAAAGUCUGGUGGGGUCGUUACACUCCCGACGUCCGGCAGACGACAGACGUUCAGGACGCCAAAGCGAGCAAAGAUUUCCGGGUGUCGUCAUCGGGUAAUGACGCGGGGUGGGGCGAGGAGUUCCGCCCCAAAGACCAGUACAGCCAGGACAACCAGCUGACCUGGCCGGAGCCGGACUUCCGGCCGUUUCAGGCCCAUGACGCGGACGUCCAGUGGCCGGACAAGUCCAGCAAGAUGCUUGACUCUGGCACUUCAGACGUGAGUCUUUAUGUCUUCUGUUGUUUUUUUAACUGCCUGUCCUGA
This is a messenger RNA of Physella acuta, 426 nucleotides long. RefSeq lists its product as uncharacterized. The record is from RefSeq and is a predicted model, not a curated record. NCBI's taxonomy places the organism in Eukaryota, Metazoa, Mollusca, Gastropoda, Physidae.